GGAUCGUCCAAGCUCAGAAGCUAUUGAGGCCCCGUUUAACACACGUCGAGCAGCAUCACCCAGAAAAAUGCCACCGCCGGUGACAACGGCCCGCGCCGUCGCAUAUGCACUCUCGAGGGUAACGCCACGACAUGGCGCCCGUCAGUUAUCAACAACGCGUAGCGCGCAGGGCAAGAGGCUAGCGGCUGCGCCCACCGCGAGACUCCAGUUCCAACAGCACAAACCGUUGCUGCAGAGGAGGUCGUACAAGACAGUGGAGGAGGCAAAGAGCCGGUACAGGUCAGGGCCAUUUUCGUGGAAGGCUGGUCUUCUCUUCGUCAUCACGGCCGCCGGCUUGGUGUGGUAUUUUCAGAGCGAAAAGGAGCGCAUGAAACGCAAGAGGAUAGCCGAGGCGACAAAGGGUGUGGGCCGGCCCAAGGUGGGCGGCCCGUUCGAGCUGAUCGAUCAGAACGGGAACAAGGUGACGGACAAGGACCUGCAGGGGCGUUAUUCUUUGGUCUACUUCGGCUUCACCCACUGCCCGGACAUCUGCCCUGACGAGCUGGACAAGAUGGCGAGGAUGUUCGACCUGGUUGAGGAGCAGCGCCCCGGCACGCUGCUACCCGUCUUUGUCACGUGCGAUCCGGCGCGCGACGGUCCCAAGGAGCUAAAGGAGUACUUGGUUGAGUUCCAUCCGAAGUUUAUCGGCCUGACGGGCACAUACGAGCAGAUCAAGGACAUGUGCAAGGCAUACCGCGUCUACUUCAGCACGCCUAGCGCUGUGAAGCCGGGGCAGGACUAUCUGGUGGACCACAGCAUUUACUUUUACCUGAUGGAUCCCGAAGGAGACUUCGUCGAGGCGCUGGGGAGGCAGCACUCGCCCGACCAGGCUGCCAAGAUCAUCCUGGAUCACAUGAAGGACUGGAAGGGAUCCUUGAAGACCAGCUGAGAAAGCAAGGGACCAUUUGCUGUAUGUGCCAGAUGUAUAGACAAGAAAUGGUCACUGCCUAUCUCCACUCACUUGACGGAUGUAUCCGCAACCCCCUAAAUCAAGUGCCACACUACCUAAGUAAUUACGG
This is a messenger RNA of Chaetomium strumarium, 1058 nucleotides long. RefSeq names its product SCO1/SenC-domain-containing protein. Gene Ontology annotation, biological process: intracellular copper ion homeostasis; mitochondrial respiratory chain complex IV assembly. The record is from RefSeq and is a predicted model, not a curated record. Gene Ontology annotation, molecular function: copper chaperone activity; copper ion binding. The coding region runs from base 68 to 928 and encodes 286 amino acids. Gene Ontology annotation, cellular component: mitochondrial inner membrane. The transcript has 3 exons. NCBI's taxonomy places the organism in Eukaryota, Fungi, Ascomycota, Sordariomycetes, Sordariales, Chaetomiaceae.